AGACUUCGCUGGUUUCCAAGGAGACGACGCCAGCGUUCGGCAGGAAGAGGCGCGCGCGCACGUGUGUGUGUGUGUGUGUGUCCCCUCCUCCGGUGAUGUGUGUGUGUAGCAGAGAGAGUGUCUUGCGAUGCGAUGGAGUUGCCGGAGACGAUCCGCAGACGUCUGGAGGAUUUCUCUCGGAACGUGUUGUUCGACCAGAGUCGCGCUCAGACCUUCUCCCGGGAGAACGACGCGUUUCUGCCACGAGACAAGCGGGUUCUGUCGAGUCUCCACCUCCAGAUGUCUUUGUACUUUAACAUGUGGUUCUUCCCCUUGUGGUGGAUCAGUGAAACUGUGAUGCUGCAGCUCAAGUAUCCUGCCUUGCCAGACUACUACAAGUUCAUCCUCGUGACCGUUCUCAUCCUGAUGACUCUGAUCGAGGCCAUCAGACUUUAUCUCGGUUACGCUGGGAACCUGCAAGAAAAGGUCCCAGAGUUGGCUGGAUUUUGGCUGCUGAGCAUCCUGCUGCAGUUACCGCUGAUCCUGUUUCUGCUCUUUAACGAAGCCAUCCUCAUCCAGCCCCUGGAGAGAGGUGUUCACAUAGUGCUCGCUCUAUUCGUACUCACACAGGCCCUCUCUGGUUUUGUGACACUCCGGGACAUGGUCAGACACACAGAAAGCCAAUUUCAUCUCAGACAGUUUGACUGAUUUCUGAAGCUCGGACACCACAACACAUCCUCACGGAAAAGGACGAACAACAAAAAUGCAGUCACUUUUUCUAUUGAGCGCACUACAUCGGAUAAUUUUUAAAGUGUUUAUUAAAGAAAAAGUGUUUGACCAUAUAUAUUUUUGUAUUUCACAGAAUUGUAUUGUUGUUUUUGUAGAGUUGUAAUAAAGAAAAUCUACAUAACA
Molecule: messenger RNA, 891 nt
Organism: Scophthalmus maximus (turbot)
Lineage: Eukaryota; Metazoa; Chordata; Actinopteri; Pleuronectiformes; Scophthalmidae
Gene: tmem17
Product: transmembrane protein 17
Exons: 5
Coding region: 133-687 (184 amino acids)
Biological process (GO): non-motile cilium assembly
Cellular component (GO): ciliary transition zone
Source: RefSeq, a predicted model, not a curated record